Molecule: messenger RNA, 2074 nt
Organism: Danio rerio (zebrafish)
Lineage: Eukaryota; Metazoa; Chordata; Actinopteri; Cypriniformes; Danionidae
Source: RefSeq, a predicted model, not a curated record
GCCUUUGCUAUCGGAGUGUUUGUCAGUAUUGACAUUAAAAGAGUAUGAAUGGUAGCAGUAUUUGAUCAGAUUUCUUUAUUUCUAAAGUACGUCAUGUGAUGUAAAGGAUUCAGUGCUUUCGUAUGUUGCGUUCAGAAUGUGCCUCUCCUCUUAAAAACAGGGUAAAAGGUUUCAGCUCAACCUUCAGUAUGGGAAGAGAUUUCCAUCAAAUGUGAUAAAGGAGUGGUUGUGUAAGGUUUCUCAGAUCAGCAUGGGCCGUAAUGCAGCAUUCCUGCUCCUCUGGGGAAUACUGAAUUCUUGUCUUCCACCAGACUACUGCCAAAUCAACCUUCAAACCCCAGAGAGUAGCAUUUCCAUUCCUUCAGCUCCUGUAACAUUACCUGGUAUCCAAACACCUGAGCCAACAACUGAAGCCUCAACCAGCAAAAGUGACAGAAACUCUGAGAAAUAUUCUGAAACGCCAAUAACUGACCAAUCAGGCAAUACAUCCGAGUACACAGCCACAAAUAAAGACUCCAUCUCUCCAUCAAACACCUCAAGGGUUUUGAGCGAUACUGACAGAAACACAUCUACACCAAACCUGACUCAGAAUAAUGUGAAUACAACCAAUGACACUACUGUGACUGCUGACUCCACAUAUCUAACAGCACCUGCAGAACCUUCAAUGUCUUCUGGUACAACUGAAAGUGCUGAGGAUCAAAACACAAACACAGCUACAACAUCACCACAACCAUCAGACAAUACAUCCAAAUACACCCCAGAUGCAAUAUCUCCACAGUUCUCAUCUUCUACACCAGAUUCUAGUCUAGAGAAAACCUCAGAGAGCAACAUUUCCAUUUCCUCAACUCCUGGCACAUUAACUAGAGUCCAAACACACGCGCUAACAGCUGACGUCUCAACUAACAGAAACUCUGAGAAACAUUCUGAAUCAUCACUGACAGUCCCCGACCCAUCAGGCAGUACAUCUAAAUACACCGCACAUACCACAACAGAGCGUCCAUCCUAUACAUCAGAAGACAGUCUGAACCCAUUCAGCACGCUCAUGACUGAGAACCACAGCUCCAUCACAGCCUCCAUCGCUUCAGCUGAGAAGACAGAGCACGUUUCACAUAAUCACAAUAAAACCGCAUCAACUCUGAACACAGCCGCAGAACUGAUCUCAGCCAGCAGCUACACUGGCAUUUCCAAUGAAAUGUCUGAUAUAGAGGCUCCUGAAUCUACAGCUGCAGAUAUCUUCACAGUCAUAAACACAGAUGACAGUUCUCUGGUCAGUUUUAACACAAAUAAAUCACCAUCAUCCACAACGACUGAUGCAGUGGACACAAGUUUGUUUACAGCCUCAGACUUCGAGACCUUCAGCACUGACAUACAGGAGCAAUAUUCAACUCCUAGUGAACCUACCGAUCAAGAGGACUCACUGACACCUUCUCCACAGUCAAACCAGGCGGUGACCUCAAACUCCACCAAUCAGGGGAAGCAAAUAUCUAAUGCAGACACCAUCUCUAAUGCAUUUUCUCCUGUCGCAUCCACACAUGAAGACUUGAUAUCGUCUCCUAAUCCAGUGACUGACCCAUCAGCUCAUGAACCCAGCCAGAAGAACGACUCAGACUCCACCGACAGCUGCUUAAACAGCACACCCUCAAUACCUGCAGAUCUGACAAACUCGCCAUUAUCUACUGACACCAUCAGAGAAGGAAUCGCUGAUAAGUGUGAAAGAGAAAGCAUCAUCUUUCUGCUAAACACAAGGAAAGUGCCCGUGUUUAAAACCCUGGCCUUUAAUUACCCGCUCAUGCAUCAAGUCACAAUCAUGAGCACGCUGUCAAAACCAUGAAGCCGUCAUACUGAUGAAGAGAACAGAAACUUCCUGCUAAUUAAAAUAGAUCAAGUGUUUUGUGGUUACUUAACAAACUAUGCAGGGUAUUUGAGCGUCAAACAGAUCAUAUGACAAGGCACUCAAAAUGGCUCAACAAAUAAACAAAGACGCUGGGAAAACAGUGGAAGAACUGGUUUGAUACUGUAUGAAGCACUUUCAGUUUGACAAUAAAUAUGAUACCGUUUGGAUCACAGGUAUAAA